GUCACCCAGCGACCUGUAUACCUACCUAUUUAGUGUUUCUUCAAGUUUAAAUGUGUGAUAACAGUGGUUUAUGAUGAAUUGUUUAGUUAUCUGUGAAAGUGCACAAAUUUGGGAAAAUAGAACAAAGCCGCUGGACGUAACUUCUCUGGGUCCUCCAAAAAGUCCUCUGGAAAAUUUUCAGUAAAUGGCUAGGCACCGUUUUACUGAUAUUAUAUUUCAUUCCAUUUCAUUUAAUUUCACUACUUAUUUUUCAUAAAAAAGAUAUAUUAUAUUAUAAUAAAAGAAUAAGCUGUAUGGCAUAAUACUUUUGCCUUUCCAGUUGGAUCAAUAGAACUACUACUGUCAUACAGCUAACAAAACCUUUCAUUAAAAAUAAGUGAAUAAAAGUGCAUUAAUCUCAUUUCAUUUUCAACUUGUAUAAUAUUUCUUUAAUAACCUCCUCGUUUGUUUAUUUUGCUAAAAUGCCUAAUAAAAAGAACAAGGAAAUUGACACAAACAGCGAAAGCGAAAAGGAACAAGAUUCAGGCAGCGAAAAAGAUUCUGAUUUUGAUUCAGACGGCAACUAUGUCGGUGAAAAAGAGCUACAGGCUGAUUUCGAAGGACGUAACCCAGAAGAUAGUGACUUCCACGGUAUUAAGCAGCUACUGAGGCAACUGUUUCUGAAAUCAAAUGUUGACCUUGGAGGGCUAGCCCAAAUUAUUAUAUCACAAAAUUACAUAGGCAGUGUUGUGAAGCAAUGUUUGGAUGAUGGUCAAGAGGAUGACGAUGAUGAGGACGAUGGUAGUGAUGGAGUUUUUGGAGUAACUACAGUAGUGAAUAUUACUAAAAGAAAAAAUGAACCCAGUGUGGCACAGAUCAGAGAAUUGCUUACAAAACUAUCUCAGGAGAAUGCAGAUCCCAGAACCAAAGAAUUAAUUAAAUAUAUUCUGGCUGAUGAUUCUCAGCAUACUGGCCUAGUUAUUAAUGAAAGAAUACUAAACAUUCCUGCAGCGAUUAGCGUACCAUUAUUUGCAUCACUACAGACUGAACUUGAGAAAGCUCAUAGGAAAAAUAUGCUAUACAACUUUAAAUACCUUAUUUGGAUCAGUAAAACUUACACUACUGGAGAGUCAUCAGAAGUGCUUUUUGCAAAUCAAGAAGAGAAGUCUUUAGUAAGCGAAGCAAUUGCUAGUUUUGAUGUAGAUGUAACCGACCAAGCUGACUUAUCACAAUGGGAUUAUGAAGGAGGAGCACUUACUCCUUGUCGAAAGAUUUUACUAUUUGAAGGUAUCAAGUUUGGUUAUCUCAUCGAUCUGAUGAAGGCAGAAGUUGAAAGCAUGUAAUGUUUCUUUUCAAUGGAAUAUUAUAUUCACGCCAUGUAAUAUGUUUGAUACAUAUUUAUAUUUAAAAAAUUAAAUUUAAGCCAAA
Bombyx mori (domestic silkworm) is the source of this 1407-nucleotide messenger RNA. RefSeq names its product protein BCCIP homolog. Gene Ontology annotation, cellular component: nucleus. Lineage: Eukaryota; Metazoa; Arthropoda; Insecta; Lepidoptera; Bombycidae. The record is from RefSeq and is a predicted model, not a curated record. The coding region runs from base 462 to 1322 and encodes 286 amino acids. The transcript has 7 exons.